Messenger RNA from Thunnus maccoyii (southern bluefin tuna), 2202 nucleotides. It is a transcript of the gene icmt, whose product is annotated as isoprenylcysteine carboxyl methyltransferase. The transcript is spliced from 5 exons. Gene Ontology annotation, biological process: C-terminal protein methylation. The record is from RefSeq and is a predicted model, not a curated record. Gene Ontology annotation, cellular component: endoplasmic reticulum; membrane. Lineage: Eukaryota; Metazoa; Chordata; Actinopteri; Scombriformes; Scombridae. Gene Ontology annotation, molecular function: protein C-terminal S-isoprenylcysteine carboxyl O-methyltransferase activity. The coding region runs from base 48 to 923 and encodes 291 amino acids.
AAGUCUCGUUGUUCUCUCGCGAUAUUUAUUUAAGCAGUGCUUCCAUCAUGGCAGGCAGUAAGUUGGUGCUAGAAGGAAGAGUAAGUAUAAAAAGCUUUAUAUUAGGGCUCAGCGUGGUCGUAAUCCCAUUGAUCAGAACCUGCUUUGGACAUCUUGACUGGGUCUUUGAUUAUCUGACAGAAACUCCAGGGAAAAUAGCCAUUAUUAUCUACAUUGCGGUUAUCAACGGCCUCUUGCUCAUCACAUACAGGGGACCUCUGUACAAGGUUGCUGUGAGAGCCUGCUUUCUGGGAGUUACUUUCGGCUGUGGCUUAGUUAUAAGCUGCUCUGAAACCACCUGGACACACUUUGGCUGGUACAUGUGCUCGCUGUCAUUCUUCCAUUACUCUGAGUACCUGGUGACGGCCAUCAUUAACCCUCGUAGUCUGUCACUGGACUCGUUCCUGCUCAACCACAGUGUGGAGUACACCCUGGCUGCUGUCUCAUCAUGGGUGGAGUUCACUGUGGAGAAGCUCACAGUUCCAGAGCUGAAGCAGCUGAGCUGGUUGAGCUUGGUGGGUCUGCUCAUGGUGCUGUGUGGCGAGGGCCUGCGCAAGGCAGCCAUGUUGACGGCCGGCUCCAACUUCAACCACAUCGUCCAAAAUGAGAAGGCCCAGAGCCACGUCUUGGUGACCGACGGAGUCUACUCCUACUUCAGACACCCCUCCUACGUGGGCUGGUUCUACUGGAGCAUAGGAACCCAGGUCUUGCUGUGUAACCCGGUGUGUAUACUGGGAUACACGAUAGCCAGCUGGCGGUUCUUCCGGGAGCGGAUCGAGGAAGAGGAGCUGUCCCUCAUCCAUUUCUUUGCAGAGGACUAUGUGGAGUACAAGAAGAAGGUUCCCACUGGGCUACCCUUCAUCUCAGGAAUCCGCGUCAACUAGACCAAGGAGCUGGAUGCUGGACCUAACAGACUUAAAGCACUGAAGCAGGUCAGACCUGGUGGAUGUGAGGCAUUAGCCAUGGCUGCCCUCCGGAGUGGGGGGGGAUGGGGGGGGACCCUGCAGCUGGCUGAGCCCUGUAGCUCACAGACAGAGACCAUGACAGCUGGUGCAGCGGAAGCAGCUGGGCUGCUGUUUUUCUACCAACCUCCAUAGUCCACUUAGAAAGGCCAGACGACCAAUGAGCUCCAUGUAUCCCACUAGCACUCACUCCAUCUGUCUCACUUGUUUCUGUUUGCAUGCUUUGACCAUGAUGACCUGCGCUGAAGACUGAAAUGACGCUUCUUUGAUGUUGUUACAACGAAUGUUUGGAGAUGUUUCAGUUUCACAGGAAGUCCACCAGGUUCAGAAGGUGUUUGAGUGAUUAUGGUCGUUAAUAUCAGCCCCAGUUCUCACUAAAGUCUGUCAGUUAAAUAGAAAACAAUCAUCCCCUGUAGUAGAGCUCUUCACCCUCCACUCUGUAUCUACAAACCUUGAGGCAGAACAGGGUCCACAUGAUCUGAUGGCUGUGUGAAAUGUGCAGGAACAGUGAUGUGGAUCUGGUCCAUGUGGAUCAGGUCUUUCUUUGGAAAUGAAUUCAUUCACAUCAUCUGUAUCUUUGCAGAAGACGACAGCUGUCGUCAUCUCGGAUUCACAACAGAAACGGUUAAAAACAAAAUGAUUGUAGAAGCUUCUCAAACCGACGACAGAGCUGAAGACGCUGCUUCACGUCCUGCUUUAGUUCCAAAGCUCAGACACACGUAGCAUAUUUAACAAUGACAGCUGAACAUACACGGUCACAGUGAUUCUGAAGUGUCCCUCAUUACUUUAUUCUUCCUGAAGGCAGAGUCUCUUUAAUACAGGCUGACUGAGAGCAUCCAGACCACGAGGAAGGAACAACAGGUCAUAAAACGCUUUCAUUUAGAACUUUAUCCACCAAAAUAUUGAAGUUUUUAAGAGGGUCGAGUCGUUGUUGGGGAGCUCCAUCAUCUACUGGUAGACAGAGACUGAAUAUACUGGUCAGUACUGGGCUGCUCUAACGUCUUAACACUGUAAUCCACUCAGGCUAAAGUCCUUCAGCCACUAGUCCCACCUUCAGUUUGGAUGAAACUUAACUUUCAGGUGUUUUUUGGAAUGGUUGAAUUGAUCGUCUCUGGUGAAAUAUUUUAUAUUUAAUUUAUUUGGUCACAUUUCUGCACACAGGAAUGUGACAAAAUAGAUCAUUAAAAGUGUCUCUCCAUCA